GCCCAGUGGAGGAGCGCUCGGCUGGCGUUCGUUGGAGAGUUAGGUUCAGUUUGGCACGAGUUGCCGUGGUACUCGGUCGUUUGUAUUACGUUAGCUUCUCUGCUGCCGCUGCGUGAGUUCUCACCACUGUACUCUCCUCUCUUUCUCUCUCUUUCUUUCUUUCUUUCCCUACCAUAUCUAUCCUACCCCAACCCCCCUCGCAACAACCCAUCCCCUACCACUAUAACAUUACCACCACCACCAUCACCACCAUCAUAACCACCCCACCACCACUACCACCACCAUCUCCACCACUACCCCACAAUUCUCUGGCACCCGCCGAGCAAGUCUCGAUGCCUUCCUCGUCGUCGUCGUCGUCGUCACCGUCGUCACCGUCGUCACCGUCCUCGUCGUCAUCGUCGUUGUCAUCGUCGUCCUCGUCAUUAUUUCUAUCCCUGUCGUCCAUAACAGUAGUAAUAGUAGUAGUUGUUGUUGGAAUAGUAUUAGUGGACCGCCGUUGGCCAUUAGUUGUGAAAACUGCCGCGCGGUAGUACUUGGCGCUGUUGUACGGCUCUACUUUUCGUCACCGUCUCUCCGCGCUCGUCGUAACCGAGAAUAUUCGAGUCUCGUUUCUCGUAUCUCAAAUGGACGAGUAGUAGACUGGAUUAUUAUUGGAACAGUGCAUAAACCAAUGGAAUAAUUAUGAAUCUUCUGUACGUCUAAAAGUUUUCUCCUAACGAACGGUCAACAAAAGGCCUCAGGAAGAAAAAGAAAAAAAAAAAAAGAGAGAACAUGGCAGGGGUCGGAAAGAGAGCUCUUUUACGGGACGUGAAUCCCUAUCUCAUCUGUCCUCUAUGCAGAGGAUAUUUGAUAGAUGCGACAACGGUCGUAGAGUGUUUGCAUUCUUUUUGCAGAAGCUGUAUUCUAAAACACUUGAACAAAGAGGCACGGUGUCCUACUUGCAAUCAUGCGUUGAACAAGGCUAAGCCAAACAUCAAAGCUGAUAAAACAUUGCAAGACAUCGUGUACAAAAUAGUUCCUGGAAUUUAUCACAAAGAGAUGAGAAAAAGAAGAGAAUUUUAUCGAGGACAUCCCCAAUAUGCAGAUGCCGCGACUCCGGAGCAACGAGGGGAAGAUGUUAGCGGUCGAUUAAUCUUUGCGCCUGAAGACGCAAUCAGCUGUAGUCUCGAGUACCUUCCACCUGGUGCCGAUCCCUUGACGAUUUUGUCGAGUACAAACGAACCGGAUCAUUCGUCUAACAAUAAUGUUAAUAAUAAUAAUAACAACAAUAACACUAUUAACAACAUAACCAACAACAACAACAGUACCGUUAAUACCAACACCAACAACAACAAUAAUAAUAACCCUAGUAAAAACAAUAGUAAUAAUAACAAUACCACGAAAUACAGAAGGUAUCUUCAAUGUCCUGCUAUGGUUACCAUGGGACAUCUUAAAAAAUUCUUAGCCAUGAAAUAUCUGAUCGAUAUGACCAGACACACUAUCGAAAUAUGUCAUCGAAGGGCACCCUUACCGGAACAUUGGACACUCAUGGACAUCGCUUAUAUCUACGCGUGGAAAAGGAACGCACCAAUGAGAUUUUUUUAUCGAGUCGCACAAGAGGAACAAGCUUUGGAAGCACCCCAACACGAGAGGCCGUCGACCCCUGGAUUGGGUGCCAGUUUACCACCGAUUGAUAAUUUGGUCAACGCGAAGGACGAGAACGAGGAGAAACAGAAGAAUACGAAGAUCGAAAAUAAAGUCGAGACCGAAGAGAAGAACCAAGAUUCGAAGAAGGAUGACGAUGUAACCAAGGAGAAAAAUGAAAAUGAAUUGCCGAAGAAUAAAUCACCAAUGGCAACAACAACAACAACAACAACAACAACAACAGCAGUAGAGACUACUUUCGAUAGCUCGAAAAAACCUAAAAUUAUCAAAGAAGAACAGAAGGUAAUGGAUAUAUCAUCUUCGGUUGUUGAUAGAAACCUAUCGACAACCUCGACGUCUACCGUGAUAACAGUGACGUCAACGAUCGGUACUGUUGUAUCGUCAUCGAAAACCAGCAGCACAGUUGCGAAAACAACUACGUCCUCUUCAACUACGAAACCUCUAACAAUUGCUACUGAUACAGCAGUUGUUAAUUCGGUUGCAUCUAAAACUGUGGUCCCGCUUACGUCUACAACGACUACGGCUACGGCUACGACUACGGCUACGGCUACGGUUACGACAACAGCUUUAACUGUGGUUCCAACUAUAUCUACAACUGCAUCUACAGGUACAAGUACGAGUACGACUACGGCUACAACGAUUCUGACAUCGCCAACAGUGAAUACAGUGUCCACGACGACGACGACGACGAGUACGACAACAGCUUCAACUAAUACGACGAUAACAUCUACGGUUAACGAAGACGGGAAUAAACUGAUCAAAACGCCAAUUAAAAUAUUGAAAAAUUCCGAUGGAAAUUACGAGGUGUUGAGGGGUUCACCCACUCAUUAUCAUUCCAGAGAACAGAAUUCUAAUUCUUGCGACGUCAAAGGCACGAGCCCUGAAUUUAGUGUUGUAAGUAUAGGGGAUGGACAAAAUUCCAACGGAGUGAAAAUAACUCUUAAACAAUGCUCAGUUGCUAAUAAUAAUUCGAAAAAACCAAAAGUAAUAAGUAAUGUUUUGUUACACUGUGGACAGGUUGACAGGGAACCAUCUGGUGGAUUGCUAUUCCAACAUCUUCAGAAAGAUAAGGAGAAACUACAAACUAUGGAGAAACAAGAAAAGCACAAACGUAAAGUUACUUUCGUGGACAAACCAACUACGGUAAAGAGCAUGCUUAAUAUGUCGAAAACUAUUAUUAAAAAGGCCGCCGAACAAAACGACAGGAAAAAACAAUUCCUUCAAGGAUUUCAAUUGGCGGCUAAGGAACCGCCGCCGUCUAUCGAUAAUUUACUUCUAGAUAAAACAUCGAAAAUGAUCAAUGCGAACAAUGCAAGUGUAGUUAGUGAAAAUAUUGCGCAAAUUAAUUCGAUCGUUUGUAAGAAAGAACAUAAUAACGUUAAAAAUAACGGUUUAGAUAAAAUCGAUGGAAUUAUUGAGAAAACCAAUAAUAUCGAGAAUGGUAACGUCGGAUUCGGAAAUUCAAUGAACGAUAAAAAAUGCAUUAAUAAUACGAUAAUGAGUGUCUUUCCUAAUAUGAAAUCUAAUAAUGUUAAUAACAAAUCGUUUAUCGAUACCGAGACUCGCGUAAUAGGUAUGAAUGCUAAUAGAAAUAUAAAUGUAAAUGCCAACGUUAAUAAUAUCAAUAAUUCCGCAAAAAUGGACGUUUAUACAUUCCCAAACGAUCCACCCGUAGUCCCGGUAGGAGCCGUUAAAAGAAAAUGUCCACCCGGUUUACCUAUAUCCGAAGUUAAACGUAAACGACAGCAAACGAGUCAAACGCAAUCCGCGAAAAAAUUGGCAAAUAUGCCAACGCCGCAAAAUCUUCCGAAAACACCUAGAAAGUGUGCAACCGAUCAACAACAACAACAACAACAACAAAUGAUAUCACCAAAGAAACCUAUGAACGUUGUUAAUGAUUCCGGUCCUAGUCGUGCAAUUAAUGUUACAUCACCUAAAACCUCACCUCAAUCUAAUCAAUUAUUUUCUAACGACACGAGAAAUUUAUUGGACGGUUGUGGUUUAAAUAUUCCUGCGAGUUUAAGUAUAACGUUAACUGCACCUAAAUCUCCCGGUAAUAGCGGUAGCAUGAACGACAUAAGUGAUACUAAAGACAAUCGAAAGAACGUUUUAGGAAAGGUCAAUCCAAGUAUUACACUUAACGAUAGAUGCGUCAAUCCUUGUGAAUUGAAAGCAUUAAAGACUGGACAAAUGAGGAUGCCUGUUGCUCCCCCGCCAAAGCCAAGACAAACGAAACAACAAGUAGAUCGCGAUAAUAAUCAUCCACGUCAAACUAAUGCUUCCGGUAAUAAAAGGAAACGAGGAGAAGAACCAAGAGAUAUAUUGGAUCUAAGCGGUGGUAAAAAGAUGGAUAUACAUCCUUUAAGAAUACCACAACCGGUAAAAAAACUCAAAGCUAAAUCGCCGAUAAGAGAAAAUAUACCUGGGAUGAUCGAUCAAGGACAAGUGGUUACAUUGAUGAGCGGGCAUAGAUACUACAGAGCACCACCUGGUUCUUUAACACCUGCAGCUCAUCGUGUCAGUGAUUGUCCACUUCCUACACCUGGACGUACUCCAGUUUACGCUUCAACCGGAUUAUCCAGCUCGAUUAAUGGGAAUCGUACAAAUUCAAAUCUGACCACCGCUUUUCCAACCUUGAAAAGUCUUUUUGCUCUCAACCAAGCACCGAAUCUUCAACAGUUUCAAAUAGACACGAUGUUGAGAUUACCGCGGGCAGGAGUAGGAGGAGGGGGAGGAGGAAAUAGUGGUGUUAGUGUUGUAGGUGGAGUAAGAGAUAAUACAAUUCCAAAUAACUAUCUAACUAAUAAUAUAGCAAAUUCCGAAAGUGCUAGUGUUGGUGGUAAUGUACCUGGUAAGAGUCAUUUAGCUGCACAGUGUGCUCCAGUGAAACCCGCUAGAUCCUCAGUUGCACCUUUAGCAGUUCCUAUAUCGAAACAUCAAUCCAACGAACGGACUGUGUCUAAUUGCUUAAACAGAAAUGAUACCAAUAAAAAUGUGACACUUCGAAAUAACGAUACUUCAUCUAUAAAUUCCGGAGAUCUUGCUGAGAGACUUUCCGUUCAGCUAAGAUACUCGCCAGCUCCUGAAAAUAACGACAAAUUCUCAGGUAGAAAAGAUAACGGGAAAUCUAGCAACAACGAUGUCAAAAACGCGACGUCUCCUACAACCGCGACUGAUCUUAACUUAGAAUCGAUUCCAGAUAAUUCAAACGAACGUAACAAUUCUCCGAGUCAACAACAACAGCAACAACAGCCACAACAACAACAGCAACAGCAACAACAGCAGCAGCAGCAACAACAACAACAACAGCAACAGCAACAAUACAAUCGCGAAGCUGCCAGUCCAAGAGUAUCAUCAACAGCUUCACCAUCUCCACCACCUAGUGAAAGUAACAGCAACGUUUGUAGCGAUGAAAAUAGAAAUAGACAACACGAGGAGGACGGUACUGUUAAUCGUUCGGAUGAUAACAACCGAAAUGCCGAUUUAUCAGCAGCACCAUUGAACGUUUUAAAAAAUAUUUCGAACACCGAGACCUGGAAUUCAAAGUCUCCCGCAAGUCCAGAUUCUAGUUCCGUCGCUCCUGAAAAUAAUCAUCUUCCUAAGAAUAAUCCCAAUAACGUUGAUCAACUUCAAACUUCAUCGUCUACACAAGAAACUGAACGUACUGUUAAAGUUAACGAUUCGCCAACUAACAAAUUGGAAUCUAGCAUAAACGAAAAAUCAUCCUUAGACUCGGAUAAAGGUAAAAUAAACUGUGGCAAAUUAUUGGACAACAAACAAAUGAGCUCGGAAAUGUUGCAGAAAAGAUUUUUGGCGGUUUUCCCAUCUAACGAAUGGGCCAACAAUCCGAUUGCUGCCGAACAUUUGGGUAAUUUCUUAAAAAGUUUGAACGAAUCUAUUAAAACCGAAAACAAUACGACGGACCAAACUAACGAUAAGAAGACAAACGAGAGUGAUAAUAAGGAUUGUGCUAAAGUUACGUUUGCAACGAACAAUGAAGUGUCCUCGAAUCAACAAAAGGAAAUAUUACAAUCCGAACGAUCAUCAUCGUAAUCGUCGAUUUGUUGGAACUAUUUUCUUUUAAUGAUUUAACGAUAACGAAGUUAUCAUAUGAGGGGUCCAUCUCUCUCAGUUUAUGAUUCUCAAGAACUCUUUACGAGUCAGACACUGCCAUUUAUUAACUUAUCGUAUGUAUCUAAAAACGUAUAUUAAUAUACAUAAUAACUUUAUUACCUGCUUUCAUUGCCCAAAUGCAAUGUGCAUUAGGUAUAUAAAUAUAUUAUAUUAAACAAAAAAAGAGAAAAGGAAAAACAAAAAAAUGAAAAAGAAGAAGAAGAAGAAUAUUUUGAAAAAGUGCGUAAAAACAAAGGUCGUGUCGAGAAUAAUGAACUAGGAGAAACUUUAUUUUUUUAUAUGUGAAAACGUCUCUCACCGUUGCUAUUACACAUGUGGUAUUGUAUAUGUAACUACUACACGUAUACUUUAGCAAUUUACACCUUUAAACUAAACUUUUUUUUUCUCUGUCACCUUCUACAAAAUAUUGAUGAUUUACGAAUUGUAUGAUAACGUUUACUCUUUCUAAAUUUAUUAUUAUUAUUAUUAUUAUUAGUAUUAUUUUAUUUUUUAUUUUUAUUUCUUUUUUUUAAAUUAUUAACUUACAAAUUAAUAUAUGUAUAUAUAUGUAUAUUCGAUUAACUUGCAUAUAGUAAGAAAGUAUCUCUUAUCAAAUAGUAUAAUUAUUAAUUUAAGUAAUUAAGUAUUAUAUAAUUAAGUUGUUAUACAGGGGGGAGGGGGAAGAAAAAAAAAGGAAAGAAGAUACCUACUACUACGUUUAUAUGUAAGAUAUUCUCGCGUGUGUGUAUGUAUCGUUCGUCUAGCUUCAAAGAAUUAUACUUUAUAAGUUAAUUGCUCGAUAUUUACGUAUUUUAUUAUAUUGUAAAAUGAAUUGAAAAAAAAAAAAAAAA
This is a messenger RNA of Polistes canadensis, 6608 nucleotides long. Its product is annotated as mediator of RNA polymerase II transcription subunit 13-like. The transcript is spliced from 6 exons. Gene Ontology annotation, molecular function: promoter-specific chromatin binding. Lineage: Eukaryota; Metazoa; Arthropoda; Insecta; Hymenoptera; Vespidae. Gene Ontology annotation, biological process: negative regulation of transcription by RNA polymerase II. The coding region runs from base 772 to 5697 and encodes 1641 amino acids. Gene Ontology annotation, cellular component: PRC1 complex. The record is from RefSeq and is a predicted model, not a curated record.